Rhinolophus ferrumequinum (greater horseshoe bat) is the source of this 3531-nucleotide messenger RNA. It is a transcript of the gene KAT2B, whose product is annotated as lysine acetyltransferase 2B. Lineage: Eukaryota; Metazoa; Chordata; Mammalia; Chiroptera; Rhinolophidae. The transcript has 18 exons. The coding region runs from base 424 to 2919 and encodes 831 amino acids. Gene Ontology annotation, biological process: chromatin remodeling; positive regulation of transcription by RNA polymerase II. Gene Ontology annotation, molecular function: histone H3 acetyltransferase activity; protein binding. The record is from RefSeq and is a predicted model, not a curated record. Gene Ontology annotation, cellular component: histone acetyltransferase complex; nucleus.
GAAAGAGGCCGAGGGGGGGUGGCUUCCCGGCUCUGGCAUCGCCGAGAGGUUGGCACCGCCUGCACGCACCCUCAGUCCGCAGCCCCGAGGAACAUGUCCGCGGCCAGGGCUCACAGAGCCCCGGGGAGGAGAACCGGGGGAGGGCGUGUGCAGUGGCGGCGGCGGCCGCGGAGCCGCUAGUCCCCUCCCUCCUGGGGGAGCAGCUGCCGCCGCCGCCACCAUCAGCGCGCGGGCCGCGGCCGGAGCUAGCCGGGCGAGCGGCGCGCGCGGGGGCGGGCGGGGGCGGGGAGGGGGGUGGGCAAAGGGGGCGGGAGGGCGUGGGGGGAGGGUCUCGCUCUCCCUGAGACCAGAGCCCGAGAGGGAGACCCUGGCGGCGGCGGCGGCGCCUGACACUCGGCGCCUCCUGCGGUGCUGCGGGGCGGCAUGUCCGAGGCUGGCGGGGCCGGGCCGGGUGGCGGUGGGGCAGGAGCCGGGGCUGGGCUCGGGGCGCUGCCCCCACAGCCCCCCGCGCCGCCCCCCGUGCCGCCGCAGGGCUCCCCGUUCGCCGCCGCCGCCGCCGGGGGCUCGGGCGCCUGCGGACCGGCGACGGCAGUGGCGGCGGCGGGCACGGCCGAAGGACCAGGAGGCGGCGGCUCGGCCCGAAUCGCCGUGAAGAAGGCGCAACUGCGCUCCGCUCCGCGGGCCAAGAAACUGGAGAAACUCGGAGUGUACUCCGCCUGCAAGGCCGAGGAGUCUUGUAAAUGUAAUGGCUGGAAAAACCCCAACCCUUCUCCCACUCCCCCCAGAGCCGAUCUGCAGCAAAUAAUUGUCAGUCUGACAGAAUCCUGCCGGAGUUGUAGCCAUGCCCUAGCUGCUCAUGUUUCCCACUUGGAGAAUGUGUCAGAAGAAGAAAUGAACAGACUCCUGGGAAUAGUGCUGGAUGUGGAAUAUCUCUUCACCUGUGUCCACAAGGAAGAGGAUGCAGAUACUAAACAAGUCUAUUUCUACCUUUUCAAGCUCUUGAGAAAGUCUAUUUUGCAAAGAGGAAAACCUGUGGUUGAAGGCUCUUUGGAGAAGAAACCCCCUUUUGAAAAACCUAGUAUUGAACAGGGUGUGAAUAACUUUGUACAGUACAAAUUUAGUCACCUGCCAUCCAAAGAAAGGCAAACAAUCGUUGAGUUGGCAAAAAUGUUCCUAAAUCGCAUCAACUAUUGGCAUCUGGAAGCACCAUCUCAACGAAGACUGCGCUCUCCCAGUGAGGAUAUUUCUGGGUACAAAGAAAACUACACAAGGUGGCUGUGUUACUGCAACGUGCCACAGUUCUGUGAUAGCCUGCCUCGGUAUGAAACCACGCAGGUGUUUGGGAGAACACUGCUUCGCUCCGUCUUCACCGUUAUGAGACGACAACUCCUGGAACAAGCAAGACAGGAAAAAGACAAACUGCCACUUGAGAAACGAACUCUAAUCCUCACCCAUUUCCCAAAGUUCCUGUCCAUGUUAGAGGAAGAAGUUUAUAGUCAAAACUCGCCCAUCUGGGAUCAGGAUUUUCUCACAGCCUCUUCCAGAACCAGCCAGCUAGGAAUCCAAACAGUCAUCAAUCCACCUCCUGUGGCUGGGACAAUUUCAUACAAUUCAACCUCGUCUUCCCUUGAGCAGCCGAAUGGAGGAAGCACCAGUCCUUCCUGCAAAGGCUCUUCUGGGCUUGAGGCAAACCCAGGAGAAAAGAGGAAAAUGAAUGACACUCAUGUAUUGGAAGAGGCCAAGAAACCCCGAGUUAUGGGGGAUAUUCCAAUGGAAUUAAUCGAUGAGGUGAUGUCUACCAUCACGGACCCUGCGGCAAUGCUGGGACCAGAGACCAAUUUUCUGUCAGCACAUUCGGCCCGGGAUGAGGCAGCCAGGAUGGAAGAGCGCAGGGGCGUGAUUGAAUUUCACGUGGUCGGCAAUUCCCUGAAUCAGAAACCCAAUAAGAAGAUCCUGAUGUGGCUGGUCGGACUCCAGAACGUGUUCUCCCAUCAGCUGCCCCGAAUGCCAAAAGAGUACAUCACACGGCUUGUCUUUGACCCGAAACACAAAACCCUUGCUUUGAUUAAAGAUGGCCGUGUUAUUGGUGGUAUCUGUUUCCGUAUGUUCCCAUCCCAAGGAUUCACCGAGAUUGUUUUCUGUGCUGUAACCUCCAAUGAGCAAGUCAAGGGCUAUGGAACACACCUGAUGAAUCAUUUGAAAGAAUACCAUAUAAAACAUGACAUCCUGAACUUCCUCACAUAUGCAGAUGAAUAUGCAAUUGGAUAUUUCAAGAAACAGGGUUUCUCCAAAGAAAUUAAAAUACCUAAAACCAAAUAUGUUGGCUAUAUCAAGGAUUAUGAAGGAGCCACUUUAAUGGGAUGUGAGCUAAAUCCACGGAUCCCAUACACAGAAUUUUCUGUCAUCAUUAAGAAGCAGAAGGAGAUCAUUAAAAAGCUGAUCGAAAGAAAACAAGCUCAGAUUCGAAAAGUCUACCCUGGCCUUUCGUGUUUUAAAGAUGGAGUUCGACAGAUUCCAAUAGAAAGCAUUCCUGGAAUUAGAGAGACAGGCUGGAAACCGAGUGGAAAAGAGAAAAGUAAAGAACCCAAAGACCCUGACCAGCUGUACAGCACGCUCAAGAGCAUCCUCCAGCAGGUGAAGAGCCAUCAAAGCGCUUGGCCCUUCAUGGAACCCGUGAAGAGAACAGAAGCUCCGGGAUAUUAUGAAGUUAUAAGGUUCCCCAUGGAUCUGAAAACCAUGAGCGAACGCCUCAAGAAUAGGUACUACGUGUCUAAGAAAUUGUUCAUGGCAGACUUACAGCGAGUCUUUACCAAUUGCAAAGAGUACAACCCCCCUGAGAGUGAAUACUACAAAUGUGCCAAUAUCCUGGAGAAAUUCUUCUUCAGUAAAAUUAAGGAAGCUGGAUUAAUUGACAAGUGAUUUUCCCCCCUCUGCUUCUUAGAAACUCAUCAAGCAGUGUGCCUAAAGCAAGGUGGUUUAGUUUUACAAAAAAUUGGACAUAAUGUGUUGAAGAUAUUUGUAAAUGUAAUAAUUAGCACUUUUGAAAAACAAAAAACCUCCUCUUAGCUUUUCAGAUACGUAUUUAAAUUGAAGUCAUAGAACAUUUUUUAUUUUAUGAAAUAGAUUUUAAUCUAUUUACUACUAUUCAUGUAAAUUUUCUAUGGCAUGUCUAUUAACUGAAUAGUCAAUAAUAGAUGAUCAGAGAUUUCCUCAAAACCUGUACUUGAGGAAAUCGCACAUAGUACCAAGAUUUGGGGGAAUCCAGAAAAUUUCAGACCAUGAAUGUUUCCAUUUUUUCCUAAUGGAAUGUGAGAGUUUAUUUUUAUUUUUUUCUGAAGGACUUUAAGCAAGGAAUACAUGAUAAAAAGCCCGUAAAAGGUGAAAUAUGUGAUGUUUGAAGUCUCAUUGUAGACUUUUUAUAUAUAUAUUUUAAAAACACUCAUCUAGAUGAGGUGCUUUGAGCAGUUCUGAAAAAAAUGCAGUUCCAGAAGAGCAACUGCUUCAAUUCCUAAGGAAGAAAUUCUAAAUAAU